AACUUGCAUUAAACGUCAGCACUCGGACGAUCAGACCUACAAAGGGCGUCCUGGAAGGCACCAAAUGGUCAGCAUCCUCGAAUCCUGAAGCCUGUCAGCUACGGGACUUUGGCUGUGUCAGGAUUUGUUUAAAAAACAUUCAGCUGACGUUCUGAACUGGAGGAGACUGUCGCGUCAACUCCCGCCAAACACACACCGAAACUACGACGUUGGUACAACGUUCGAACAAGUUUUAACACCUCCUAACCAGUUAUAACAACCAAUAUAGCAAGAUGUAACAACGUUCUAAUACGUCAUAAACACGUUAAGCCAAGAUUUAACAGCUUUAUUACAAGUUGUAACAAGCAGAAAAUAGAGACAGUUUCGGUUUGUGUUUCCAGGGCUCAACCUUGACGUUCCAUACCUCAAGAAAUGUAAACGUCUCCAAGAUCAGUUUGCCAAGACUCUCAAACACCAGCCUCCAGGGUUCGAUGUCUCCGUCGACGAGGAAGCACCAGGGAGUUCUGAAGAUCCUCCUCUAUUGACAAAGGAAGUUUGAAGAAACGAUUGGAGUUAACCAAACAGUUGUUAAGGCCAAUAAAGCAGCAGUUGCUCUCUCUCUCUCUCUCUCUCUCUCUCUCUCUCUCUCUCUCUCUCUCUCUCUUUCCCCCCUGCAGAAGGUGAAGAGGAUGACCUUCAACGGAACUUGGCUCCUGCCUGUGUCUCUGCUCCGUAUCCUGCUCUUGGUCGUCAUUAGAGAGACGGGGAACCACAACUAUGACUCGUCUGAGAGACUCGGGAGCUACUACGACUUCAUUGUCAUCGGGGCCGGGUCAGCCGGGGCCACUGUGGCUGCCAGACUGGCCGAGGUGUCAGGCUGGAGGGUUCUGCUGCUGGAGAGUGGAGGUCAACCUCCACCAGAGAGCCACGUCCCAGCGCUCUUCUCCCUCCUCCUCCAGGGUGACGCGGACUGGAAAUUCAAGAGUGUUCAGCAGAAGUACAGUCUCGGCGGCUUCAAGGACCAGGCCAUCACCAUCAAUCGGGGCCGGGUGGUCGGGGGGACCUCCACCCUCAACUUCAUGAUGUACGUCCGAGGUCACAGGAAAGACUUCGACAACUGGGCAGAGAUGGGCAACCCGGGCUGGGAUUACGCUUCCGUCCUUCAUUACUUCAAGAAAUCUGAGGAUUAUCGAGGCACUCGACACGGAGCUACCGCCGAGUACCAUGGGUUUGGAGGCCCUCUGAGUGUUGAGGAUAAAGGCUGGUACUCUCCCAUACUUACUGGCUUCCUGGACGCUGCUCAGCAGUUGGGGUACCACAUUAUUGACCCAAAUGGUCCACACAUGAUUGGCUUCAGCGUCCCGGACAUGACUAUAAAGGAUGGAUGGCGCUGGACCAGUGCGGAAGCGUAUCUCAAACCCGCCGCUGAACGUCAGAAUCUUCACGUCGUUACCAACGCCCAUGUGACCCAGAUUAUAUUCGACGAGAACAAGCGCGCUGUGGGAGUCCGCUUCGUCCACAAGGGCGAGAUGAAGAUGGCGCUGGUGAAACGGGAGGUUAUAGUGAGUGGUGGAGCGAUAUCCUCACCUCACAUACUCAUGCUGUCCGGUGUUGGACCGGCCAGCCACCUCCAGCAACAUGGUGUACCAGUGGUGGCCGACGUACCAGGAGUGGGCCUCAACCUCCAAGACCACGCCUCCAUCUUCGGUCUGUCCUGGACCACCUCCCCCGGGUCCACCAUCAGCUUCCUCACUCUGGCCAGACCUUCCUCGCUCGCCGAUUACAUCUUCAGGAGAAAAGGCCCCUUCGCCACCCCCAUCGGCAUCGAGGCCCACGCCUGGAUAGAGUCUGACGAAGGGGACCCUUACUGGCCCGAGCUGCAGUUCCUCUUCAUAUCUGGCACAGCCAUGUUCGACAACGGCAUCUCUAUACCAGACCUGAUUGGCUACGACCGACAGUUCUUCUACGACUACUUCCUCCCUAUUCGGGGUCAAGACGGCUUCAGUAUCGCCCCCAUGUUGACCCGCGCCAGGAGCCGGGGGUCAAUCACCCUCCAGUCCAGUGACCCGAUGGUUCAUCCCGUCAUUGAUCCCAAUUACCUGAGUCAUCCCACUGACGUCAGGAACUUGAUUAAAGGUGUGAAGUUCGCGUUAGCAGUGGGCAACACUCCGGCCAUGGCUGAUGGCUUCGGCGCUCGCUUCCACGACAAGGUGGUGCCGGGAUGCGAACACCUGGUACCUGAGUCGGACCCGUACUGGGAGUGUCUGGUACGUCACCUCACAUCCACCACCUACCACUUCGCCGGCUCCUGCAAGAUGGCGCCUGGAUCCGACCCGUACGGCGUCGUCGACCACGCUCUCAAGGUUCGAGGCGUGAGUGGGCUGCGUGUGGUUGACGCUUCCAUCAUGCCGAUAGUGGUGUCAGCCAACCCCAACGCUGCCAUCAUCAUGAUAGGAGAGAAGGCCGCAGACCUCAUCAAAGCAGAGUGGGGUGCUAUUUCCCCCUACCCACCCACUGUGCCAUAUAUCUAACCUUUUAGAAAACGGUGAAACAAAGAAUUUAAACGCUAAAAACCAAUGAGGUGAACUAUAAUAUACAUACAAAUUGACUGCUGACUCGCAGCUCAAACUUGCGUCGUAAGAAAAACGAUAAGAGAUUCAGAAACUAUAUAUAGUUUACCCUAUGCUUCUUUCGUUAGUAAAAAGGCUUAGAUUCUCACGGAGGAGGGGGAAACUACUGCAGUUUGAUUAAUUGCAGAUUACAGAUGCCAAAUAUAACCUAGUGCGCCAACUAGUGCAUUAAACUUUGGGUAUACCUCAUUUAUACAAAGAAAUUUGACCUCUUUUUAACAUAUCAAUUCAGAGCUAUUUAAUUUGCAAAUAUUUAUCAGUGUAUAGUUUAUAUAUCCAUUCCAUCGAACCAAUAUUUUCAUAACACAUAGUUCAGGGAACUGACUUUCGAUAUAUUACUAUCAUAAACCGAGACUUCAGUCAAGGUACAGUGGCCGGUUAUAUACAGGAAGACAUCAGUCAAGGAACAGUCACCAGUUAUAUACAGGAAGACAUCAGUCAAGGAACAGUCACCAGUUAUAUAAAGGAAGACUUCAGUCAAGGAACAGUCACCAAUUAUAUACAGGAAGACUCAGUCAAGGAACAGUCACCAGUUAUACACAGGAAGACUCAGUCAAGGAACAGUCACCAGUUAUACACAGGAAGACAUCAGUCAAGGAACAGUCACCAGUUAUACACAGGAAGACAUCAGUCAAGGAACAGUCACCAGUUAUAUACAGGAAGACAUCAGUCAAGGAACAGUCACCAGUUAUAUACAGGAAGACAUCAGUCAAGGAACAGUCACCAGUUAUACACAGGAAGACAUCAGUCAAGGAACAGUGUACAGUUUCACAGUGUAACUGAGUUUUAAUAAAUCAGCGGACGAUAACUAGUUAUGUGACUGGCAUAAAACUGUUCAUGCUUCACUGAGAUUAACGUUUGUGACCAAGAAACUCUGUUACGUCUUCCGAUGCAUGGGCAAACAAAUACAAUUAUAAGGAAAGUAAAUUACGAGACAAUGCAACAUAAAAGUUUCUAAUUUGUCAUGUAUUGAUUAUUGUAAUAGAUUAUUGUCAUUUUGUAGAAUACGGCAGACGCGAGAGAGGGAAGUAAGGCGAUGUGACUAAGAGAUGAGACAACCACUUAGCCGUGACGCCCUGUUCUCCGUGUCAAUAAAGUAUUUUUGAACAAA
Procambarus clarkii (red swamp crayfish) is the source of this 3720-nucleotide messenger RNA. Lineage: Eukaryota; Metazoa; Arthropoda; Malacostraca; Decapoda; Cambaridae. The record is from RefSeq and is a predicted model, not a curated record.